Monopterus albus (swamp eel) is the source of this 906-nucleotide messenger RNA. It is a transcript of the gene coq7, whose product is annotated as coenzyme Q7 homolog, ubiquinone (yeast). Gene Ontology annotation, cellular component: mitochondrial inner membrane; nucleus. NCBI's taxonomy places the organism in Eukaryota, Metazoa, Chordata, Actinopteri, Synbranchiformes, Synbranchidae. Gene Ontology annotation, biological process: regulation of reactive oxygen species metabolic process; ubiquinone biosynthetic process; determination of adult lifespan. Gene Ontology annotation, molecular function: 3-demethoxyubiquinol 3-hydroxylase activity. The transcript has 6 exons. The coding region runs from base 116 to 781 and encodes 221 amino acids. The record is from RefSeq and is a predicted model, not a curated record.
AUAACGCGUUUACGUCAUAAGUCUGCGCCACGUCUGUCUUCUUCUAGUCAAUGACAAUUUGUGUAUUUUUUUUUAUACGUUUCUGUUAACACGGGUAGUUAAACCAUUAACUACAAUGCAAAGAGCCAUACAUAGAGCCUUAAAUAAUUGGUCUCAGUCUAUCGGUCCAGCGAUGGCUCGCCAGUCCUCAAAAUGCAGAGUGGCCCUGCAGCAGAGCGCACGUGCUUACAGCGUAGUACCGCCUCCGCGUGACAGUGACGAGCAAGAGAUGCUGCACCGAAUGCUGCGCGUGGACCAUGCUGGUGAAUAUGGUGCCAACCGCAUCUACGCCGGCCAGAUGGCAGUGUUAGGUCGAUCCAGGACUGGACCUGUCAUACAGGAAAUGUGGGAUCAUGAGAAGCAGCACCUUGAGAAAUUCAAUGAAAUCCUGGCUGAGAACAGAGUUCGGCCCACAGCAUUGUUACCCUUCUGGAACAUUACUGGAUUUUUAUUAGGGGCAUCCACUGCUCUGCUGGGAAAAGAGGGGGCCAUGGCCUGCACUGUGGCGGUGGAAGAAAGUAUCUCAGAACACUACAACAGCCAGAUAAGAGCUCUGAUGGAGAAGGACCCAGAGAGAUACACUGAACUAUUACAAGUAAUAAAGGAAUUCAGGGAUGAUGAAAUGGACCAUCAUGAUACAGCACUGGAGCAUGAUGCUGAAUCACUACCUGGAUACUGGUUCCUAAAAAAUGCAGUGCAACUGGGCUGCAAGGCUGCAAUAUAUAUUUCUCAGCGUGUCUAAGUCUGUGUGCACAAUAAUCAAAUUGUUCAAAUAUUUGUUUUGAUAUCUUGUCUCAGUUUUUGUAAAUGAGUUAAUUUCUGUUCUAUUGUUUAAAAAAAAAGCAAUAAAAGUACCUUGUAAUAGGA